Onychostoma macrolepis is the source of this 2642-nucleotide messenger RNA. Its product is annotated as ovarian cancer G-protein coupled receptor 1-like. Gene Ontology annotation, molecular function: G protein-coupled receptor activity. Gene Ontology annotation, biological process: positive regulation of Rho protein signal transduction; phospholipase C-activating G protein-coupled receptor signaling pathway. Gene Ontology annotation, cellular component: membrane. The coding region runs from base 506 to 1456 and encodes 316 amino acids. The record is from RefSeq and is a predicted model, not a curated record. The transcript has 4 exons. NCBI's taxonomy places the organism in Eukaryota, Metazoa, Chordata, Actinopteri, Cypriniformes, Cyprinidae.
CUCAUAAAGUCCCUCCUGUACAUCUUCACAUUUAUCACAUCAUCAAAAGCCAGAAGUGAGAAUGAGGUGCACUUUAGCAGAACAUAUUCGAAGUUGUGGUUGCAUGUGCAUUAAUCAUUCAUUAUGUUUAAUGCAUCUUUGUUCAUAUGUUCUUUCUUUCAGCUCAUUAUCUGACAGAAUCACUCUCCAUUCUCAGCUGUUCCCGGAGUGAAUUCAGACUAUAAAAGAACGACCAUCAGCUCACAGACACCAUCAUCUACUGAUGAACAUCUUCAAGCCACAGUCUGAUCCAGCGUAUGUUACAGCUGUUGCUCAAUAAACACCAUUCACUGCAGCUUCCCCAGUCAUCCUGAUCCUCACAUCACACUAUGUUCUUCAUCAGAUCAACAGCAUGGCAGUGGAAAAUGUGACGCUAAAAGUUCUCCUUUGACUUCCUGUGGAAAAAAGAAACAAACCAACUGGCCAAGUUCUGUCAUAAAUUGUUUCCUCAGGAAUUCGUGAAACAAUGGCACAACAUAACAUCAGCAUCAAUGGCUCAACUGCAUCAAAUGAAGAAUGGAGGAAAUUAAUAUGGAAACAAUAUUAUGCACAACUUGUAUUUGUCCGUGUCCUUUCAGUCAUUGAGAUCCCAAUCAUGAUCUUAACUCUGAUCGCCUUGUGUUUUCUCGUCAAAUCUCGGCCUGCUGCUUCAGUUUUUGUUAGUCAUUUGAUACUUUCAGAUCUCAUACAGGUCAUUUGUAUGUUAAUAUCAACAGAAACCUCAUGGCCAUAUGAACGGAGUAAUGCAUAUCUCUAUUCUUUGAUUGUGGGUCUGUAUUUUAUGGCAUGUGUUGCUUUUGAACGAUAUCUUCUGGUUUCUCAUCCUAUCUGGUACAAAUCUCAUCAUUCACUCAAACUCUCCUGUUUUAUUUCUGUGAUCGUCUGGUUUGUGCCUCUGAUCUGUACAGAAGUGAAACCCCCUUAUAUUUAUUUUGAUGCUCUACACUGGUGUAUAGCAUGUUUAAUUCCCUACCCCAUCAUCAUUCUCUGUUUUGCUGGCACUUGGCGAGGUCUUUCUCGCUCAAUAUCACUGACUGCUCUGAAGCGCAAAUUAAUUUUGGGCAGUUUGUUCCUGGUGCUGUUGACUUACACAUUUCUCAUUCUGCCUGCUGUGAUUAUGGCAUUGAUUGUAGAUUUUGGUCACUAUUACAGUAUUGUUGUUAUGAAAUUUUACCCCUAUGCACUUUUGAUCCUGUAUGUGAAUCCACUUGCUGACUGUGUGCUGUACCUGUUCAUGAGGCCUGAUGUUGGUAAUAUAAUGAAGUCUGUUCGCUGCUGUCGUAGACAUCAGAGAUCGAAUCACAAGCAGGACGAACACUCUGUAGUGAAUCCACAGAACAGCUGCUGUACUGUAGUGUGCUGUAUUUCAGCUCAAGAGCCUUCAUCUCAUUCACUGAACACCUGCAGCUCAGUUUAACCUGCUGCUAAAUAUAGAGCUGAAAAACACUGCUAUAUUUAAAUGAAGUCAAGGUCCAUUUUUACAUUGCAAACACACUUAAUUUUAAGAAAAGUGAGGUGUGUUUAUUUAUAAAACAGUUAGUAAACGGAAUUUUAUUUAUACAAAAAAAUAAAGAAAAUUUUGUGUUUCUGAUUGUGCUGACUUUGUGUAGUAGCAGUAAUUAAUCAUAUGGUGGAGAGGAGGGUUGUAACUGAUCAUAAUCAGUCAUAUAUAUAAAGUAGAGUAUAUUAGAGGUGUACUAAGUGAACUUUAUAAAAGUAUAUAUAAAACAUUAAGCAGCACAAGAAAAUGACACGGCAAUCUGAAGAGUUUGAUAAUCAGAUAGCUGGAAUACUAUUGUGUGUUUUCGUAGGUGUUGUGUUUUUGAUGAUUGUAUUGUUUCUUCUUCACUUUGUCAAUAAAGAGAUAAUUUUUGUAUUGUUACCCUUGUCUCUGACUUUAACUGCUGACACGAAUCUGUGUAUGCCUCUGAAGGUGGUUCACUUUAAUUCUAUGGGUGGAAUUCCUAUAGUGGCGUAGUCGGGGUGAAACUGGCAUCUUGUUCAGUUCCCAUUUUAUUUUAAAUAAAAUCUUACCUGCCUUCGUUCUCUACCGUCACACUCGCAUAAAAUUCAAGGCAUUAAUGUUUGCCUACAAAACUGCCUCUGGCUCUGCUCCUCUUUACCUAAAUUCAUUCAGACUUGUGUGCCUCUAUAAGCUUGCAUUCUGCAAGUGAACAUCGCUUUAUUAUUCAUCCCAAAGAGGCACAAAAUCACUUUCACAUUAACUGUUCCCUCCUGGUGGAAAGACCUGCCCAACUCAAUCCAUCUUCAAGAAUCGGCUAAACACACAUCUCUUCCAUCUUUAUAUGACCCUCUUAACUCUAGCAUCUAUUCUUUAAAAAAAAAACUCUAUUCAUUUGCUGCUUGUUUUCUUAAAUAAAAUUUUAAAAAAACACUAACUUCUCCAUUCUUUUUGUAUUCUAUCCAUUUCUUUUCUUUUUAUUUAUUAUACAAUUAACAAAAGCAAAAAAGGUCUCUUAACACUAGCUUGCUCUAUUCUUUGUUUUCUUUAUAUUUAUUAUAUAAUAAAAAUUUUAAAAAAUUUGCUACGUGUACUGCGUUAAGCUAACUGAGACUUGUUAUAGCACUUGCAUAUCAUUGCU